Gossypium arboreum is the source of this 364-nucleotide messenger RNA. RefSeq names its product wound-induced basic protein. The transcript is spliced from 2 exons. The record is from RefSeq and is a predicted model, not a curated record. Bases 105 to 245 code for a protein of 46 amino acids. Lineage: Eukaryota; Viridiplantae; Streptophyta; Magnoliopsida; Malvales; Malvaceae.
ACUAAAUAUAAAGGCGGUUUUCGAGACCCAAAACUAAAACGGCGAAGGCUAAUUGAUAAGCAGCGUGAGCAGAGAAAGCUAGCUAGGGUUUCUUUCCUUACAGAAUGAUUUACGACGUCAAUUCUGCACUCUUCCGCUCAUUCCUCAGCCAGAAGGGCGGCUCUGACAAAAGGAAAAUGGAGGAGCAGAAGCCAAAGGAGCAGAGACCCAAAGCAAGUGAGAACAAACCUGUUAUGACAGAGUAACUGAUGCUUUUUUUUAGUCUGCUUUAAGAUAGGACAGGUUGGUUGUUGUUUUAGAAUGGAAAUUAUUGUGGAUGUUUCUAAUUUCUAUAUUAUAACAGUUUUUAUUGUUUGAUUUGGAA